GAGGAAUCAGGUUGAGACAGAGGAGGAGGAGGAGCCUGUCCUUGGUGUCAACGCACAAACCCUAAAUCCUCCAUCUUAGAGCACCCAAGAACAAAAGCUCCUUCCUUUUGUCGAAUCUGAUUAAAUACUAAAAACCUUAGGUGGCGCCAAGAUCAUCAUGUUCUUCCAUAGGCUUUCAAGAUUAGGUUGUCGUAUUGCCAAAGAGCUUUCAAGAGAGAGGCAUUUCUCAGUAUGUGGAAGGAGGAUUCUACAGAGGUCUUAUGGCCAUUAUCUUCAAUCUUCGGCUGCAACACAGACGCAAUCUAGGAAUUUUCAGCAAGCCUUUUUCUCAAAUAAUUAUAAUCUGUGUACAUCCUUCAGCACUUCCUCUGACAAGAGCGGUGAAGAAACAGAAAAAAUAAACGUUAUCUUUGUUGAUAAAGAUGGAGAGGAGAUUCAUAUUAAGGUCCCAGUUGGAAUGAACAUCCUUGAAGCUGCCCAUGAAAACGAUAUAGAACUCGAAGGGGCGUGUGAAUGUUCUCUAGCGUGUUCGACGUGCCAUGUUAUUGUUAUGGACACGGAAUACUACAACAAACUCGAAGAACCAACAGAUGAAGAGAACGAUAUGCUGGAUCUUGCUUUCGCGUUAACUGAAACGUCGAGAUUGGGAUGUCAAGUGAUAGCAAAGCCAGAGAUAGAUGGAAUACGCCUAGCCAUUCCUUCAGCCACCAGGAAUUUCGCAGUUGAUGGGUUUGUUCCAAAACCUCACUAAAGCCAAUUUGAAUGUCUCUCACAUCAGAUGAUUUUUUGGUUUGUUUUCAGUGAGUUGAGCUGUUGAGAGUUUACACUUUUGUUUAUUAUUCGAAAACACCAUAUUACAUGAAAACCCUGAGGAGUUCAUAGAUUUUGUAAUUCAUAAGGUGGGAUUUCACAAUUAUCAAGCAUUAUAACUACAAUAAGCUCUUUCAGAGUUGUCU
Eruca vesicaria subsp. sativa (arugula) is the source of this 956-nucleotide messenger RNA. The record is from the annotation of a GenBank genome assembly. NCBI's taxonomy places the organism in Eukaryota, Viridiplantae, Streptophyta, Magnoliopsida, Brassicales, Brassicaceae.